GUGGUCAUGUGUUUCUGGGUUGAUGAUGAGGGAGUUGGGUCCGUGGUUUCUAGGUUGAUGCUGAGGGAGUUGGGUCCGUGGUCGAGUCACAUGCGAUGGAUUAUCUGGAUCAUGGCAGUUAUCGGCUCCACAUACGUCUUCUACUUCCACGAGAGGUGAUGUCACUCCCUGCAGGUAUAAACUGUUGGAGUUACUAGGAUACGUGGCCAUGGGGGCGGGGCCUGCACUUGUCAUCCUGUCCAUGGCGGACAGGGCAGGUUUGUGUGAGCUGGCGGUGGGUGGGAUUUUCUACGUAGUGGGUGUGGCCUUCUUUAAGAGCGAUGGAGUCGUCCCGUUCGCUCACGCCAUCUGGCACCUGUUCGUUGCCAUGGGAGCAGCUACACACUACUACGCUAUCUGGAGACACCUGUACACUGAGACACACACCUACCGUGGUGCUAGCUAAACAUGGAUCUGGUCCUGUACACACCUGGACACUGAGACACACACCUACCGUGGUGCUAGCUAAACAGGGAUCUGGUCCUGUACACACCUCACUGAGACACACACCUACCGUGGUGCUAGCUAAACAUGGAUCUGGUCCUGUACACACCUGGACACUGAGACACACACCUACCGUGGUGCUAGCUAAACAUGGAUCUGGUCCUGUACACACCUGGACACUGAGACACACACCUACCGUGGUGCUAGCUAAACAUGGAUCUGGUCCUGUACACACCUGGACACUGAGACACACACCUACCGUGGUGCUAGCUAAACAUGGAUCUGGUCCUGUACACACCUGGACACUGAGACACACACCUACCGUGGUGCUAGCUAAACAUGGAUCUGGUCCUGUACACACCUGGACACUGAGACACACACCUACCGUGGUGCUAGCUAAACAUGGAUCUGGUCCUGUACACACCUGGACACUGAGACACACACCUACCGUGGUGCUAGCUAAACAGGGAUCUGGUCCUGUACACACCUGGACACUGAGACACACACCUACCGUGGUGCUAGCUAAACAUGGAUCUGGUCCUGUACACACCUGGACACUGAGACACACACCUACCGUGGUGCUAGCUAAACAGGGAUCUGGUCUGACUGUUUACAUGAUGACAUCACCACAUCCAACUCUUACAAUUAUUAGUAGAAGUACCACAGUUACCAACAUGCUGGAAACAGGCUUUGAUUAUAUAAUGCCUGUAUGUUCCACACCAGAAGGAUCUCUGUCCAAUUAGAGAGGAAUCAGUGAACUGAAGGAUCUCUGUCCAAUUAGAGACAGGAAUCAGUGAAUUGAAGGAUCUCUGUCCAAUUAGAGACAGGAAUCAGUCAACUACCAGAAGGAUCUCUGUCCAAUUAGAGACAGGAAUCAG
Oncorhynchus tshawytscha (Chinook salmon) is the source of this 1361-nucleotide messenger RNA. Its product is annotated as monocyte to macrophage differentiation factor 2-like. Gene Ontology annotation, molecular function: pore-forming activity. The record is from RefSeq and is a predicted model, not a curated record. Lineage: Eukaryota; Metazoa; Chordata; Actinopteri; Salmoniformes; Salmonidae. Bases 321 to 1226 code for a protein of 301 amino acids. Gene Ontology annotation, cellular component: membrane. The transcript is spliced from 4 exons.